Rotaria sp. Silwood2 is the source of this 261-nucleotide messenger RNA. Lineage: Eukaryota; Metazoa; Rotifera; Eurotatoria; Philodinida; Philodinidae. The record is from the annotation of a GenBank genome assembly.
AUGUCUAUGCAUCUGAAAGAAGGAGACAAACUAUGCCAAAAAUGUUAUGCAUCGUUAUCAAAUGUUUUGGAUGAUUCAUUUGAUUUAGAACGAAUGGAUAUUGAUUUCGAGGAACAGUUGAAUGUUGAUCAAUUUAGUAAUGCUGGAGAAAAUAUCAGUACACCAUCCAUUGAGGAACAUUUAAACGUAAAACAAUCAGCGAAAGAAGAACUCAAUGCUGUAUUUCAGGUGCUUCAUAUGGAAAAAAUACGUGACGAGUAA